Arvicola amphibius (Eurasian water vole) is the source of this 1314-nucleotide messenger RNA. RefSeq names its product EF-hand calcium binding domain 3 (gene Efcab3). The record is from RefSeq and is a predicted model, not a curated record. Gene Ontology annotation, molecular function: calcium ion binding. Lineage: Eukaryota; Metazoa; Chordata; Mammalia; Rodentia; Cricetidae. The transcript has 9 exons.
UCUGGCCCCAUGGCAGUUUCAGGAAUUAAAUCAACAUUGAAGCUGAAGCCCCUCAAAGCACCCAUCUUUCACAAAAGGUAGGUAAUAAAAGAUUUACGAGCAUCUCUUCCCUGUCAUUUACAACAUAAAGAUGUGAGGCUGAACUCUUCACAACUGGAAGCCUUCCGAAAUGCUUACAACUUCUUCACCAAGGAUAAGACUGGCUGUAUUGAUUCACAUGGAUUGAUGAGCACCUUAGCUAAGCUCGGGAUGAGUCUAAACACAUAUGAUAUCUACAAUGAAUUAAAAUGUGCUGAUCUUGACAGAGACGGUAAGAUCAACUUCUCAGACUUUUUAGGGGUGCUGACAGAUAAGAAACUCUUCCUCAAGGCUGUGGUUCCCGAAAAGAAACUGUGUUUAGAUUUCGCUAACAACCCCGGGAUCUUAUUAUUUGAAAUCCUAUCAAAACUUGUAGAGACUUCAUCCCUGCACAGAAAGGAUGUAAUAGAGCUAGUAAGCUAUUUCCGAAAAAAAUUCCAGGAAAGCCACUCGGAAAUGCCAUGGAGUCCGUAUGGGAGAAGGGGCUUUAGGCCAGAUAUAUGCACUCCUCCGCGCUCAAGUACUGCUGCCUUUGCCAAUUCUGCCAAGAUCUCGAUAAUGAAAGAAAAGGAUUUGUAUAAGUUUCUUGAAGCACUCAAGCGGUGUGAUCUCCCUACAGGUAGCCCGUACUCAAAAAUACCUGUCUUUCCGUUGUUCCCUGAUGUGGACGGGGUGGUGAUGGGAAAGCCAUUCAGAGACAUACAGAAGCUAGAGAUGCUAAGGAAAAAGGAACCUCUGAGUUUCUUCGAGGACUAUUUUUUCCAUAAAAGAGACUGGAAAGCACAGGCCGCAGCUGUGAAGCCUGUCAGGUCCGCCUCAGGCUACUCAGAUGACAUCCUAGCCAUCGACCACCUCUUCAAGAAGAAGCAGCACUGGACCGUGUCCGAUGCAGUGGCCCUCAAACAGCAUGUAAAGAGAGCCACAGAUGCCUAUAACUUAGGAAUUGCCCUCGAGCACCGGAAAGAAAUGCUGAAUCUUUGGAGAAAGAUCCGAGGGGAUUUGAUUGGGAUUGAGACCAACAAUGAGUCCUUCUACAACACCUUCUCCACGUACACAUGGUCCUGGAACGUCUGCCAGGAGCUGCUUACCGCUAAGGACUUGCGGCUGCACGACAGCUACCUGAACAGAAACUCCUCCAGCAGUUCUGGGUUGUCUUCCCCAUCAGACCUCAGCGAGUAUGACCUGGAGACAGGACGGAAAAGGAAACGGAAAGGUUUCAGAGGGUUUCGGCAAUGA